This is a messenger RNA of Lactuca sativa (garden lettuce), 837 nucleotides long. RefSeq lists its product as uncharacterized. NCBI's taxonomy places the organism in Eukaryota, Viridiplantae, Streptophyta, Magnoliopsida, Asterales, Asteraceae. The record is from RefSeq and is a predicted model, not a curated record.
CCUAAGUGUGUUUUUUUUUUUUAAUGGCAAUCAUGUUAUUCAUCUUCUUCAUUUUUCUCCGGCCACCCACAACCACUGCUAGAAACCCAUUGGCGGAGGUUUCUAGUGAUGAUUUCUUAAGAAGUGCAGCCGGAUAUGGUGAGGAGAAGCUCUCUACGGUGGUGGUUGGUGGCUCUCUUCUCUGUGAUGUUUUUUUGGAUGGAAUUUCCAAUCUUCAAUCAAAUCCCAUCACUGGAGCAUCAAUGAUGGUUUCGUGUAAUACGGGAAAGAAAACAAGUAAAUCAGAUUGGACAAAAGGGAGGACCGACGAAUAUGGAGAUUUCCUCAUCGAUCUUCCCUCCCAUCUCCAUGCAGUUCCAAAUAUUGAAAAAAAAUGCAUUGUGAGAAUUCUUCACCUACCAAAGACCUCUCCUUGCCACCAAGCUCUCAAUGGUCACCACACAAGGAUAAAACUUUCAUCGGUCAAGAAUGGAUUUCGUACAUACACCACUCAUAAUAUUCAUUUGAGGCCUAAAAAGCAUACAUCAAGAAACAAAGCCAUGUGAAGUGAACCACAUGGUUCACACAUUCUAGCAAGAUACUUGGACAUUAGCCACUCCUCAUGUUAGAAGGCGCUUUAGUCACAACAUAGAGUUGUGGAUCUUUACCUUGUUUUAUGCUUAUAAGUAACUUUGCGUCCAAAUUGUAAGAUGUCAAUCCAUAAGUGAGAGGUCUCAGAAACAUUGUGAUUUAACUCUCCAUGUUUAUGGAGGAUGUACAUACAUAUAAACAUUGUCCAUAAUGUAACGGUUCAUGACCUUAUGGCUUAUGAGAAUUGGGAAUAGUUGUUGAAUAAUG